GCUAAACUAAAACAUUUGCACUACUUCAGUCGAAUUCUUUCUCCAACCGCCACACCUCUUUUAAUUUUAUUUUUGCAGAAAUUGCCGUUUUCCCUCGCUUUCUCCUUCAUAAUUUUCUCGAGAAAAAGGAAUCGCACUAUCCAAACACACGGUUUCUAAUUGAAAAUUAAAAGAGCUUUCCCAACAUGGAGAGUUACUAUAGAUAUUCAGUGUCCGCUUUCAUUUUGCUAUGCUUAUGUGUUUUCACGAUCCCUGUGGUUUUCCUUAACUAUGAUCACUUCAAUCCCUUCAUGAAUUUAUCUAAUCCAACUCUUGAAUCACCUGGACCAAAAUUUGAGUUGCAGAGACUGAUAGUUUCUACUUCUGAUCAAAUCAGAGCCGUUAGUACCAGCGGAUCAACUGAUGAUCAUCAGCACCUCAACCGAAACACCACUCUUAUAAAAGAAACGAAGAAACUAAGCAAAGAACAAGUGUUAGAACAAGGACUAGCUAGAGCUCGAGCUUCAAUUCGCUCGGCGGCAAUAGCUCGGAUCGUCAGGACGGCUUUUUUCAUGAACGACAAUGACGUUCCCGUUGGAGAUGUCUAUCGUAAUCCAAGCACAUUUUAUCAGAGUUACGUAGAGAUGGAGAGGAGAUUCAAAGUCUACGUGUACAGUGAGGGAGAGCUGCCAAUAGUCCACGACGGACCAUGCAAAAAUUUAUACACGAUAGAAGGUAGAUUCAUACACGAGAUGGAGCAUGGAGCUAAGAGGUUUAGGACAAAUGAUCCUCAACGCGCUCACGUUUACUUCAUGCCCUUCAGUGUCGCCUGGAUGGUCAAGUACAUUUAUACGCCACUGAGUUUCGACAUUACUCCUCUUAAGCACUUUGUUUCUGAUUAUGUGAAAGUGAUAUCCAUCAAGUAUCCAUUUUGGAAUCGAACUCAUGGCGCUGAUCACUUCAUGCUUGCUUGUCAUGAUUGGGGGCCCCAUGCAUCACAAGGCAACUCACUCCUCUACAACAAUUCAAUUCGCGUGCUGUGCAAUGCCAACAUCUCCGAAGGCUUCAAUCCACAAAAAGAUGUAAGCCUUCCAGAAAUCAGCCUCAUCGGUGGCUACUUAUCCCACAAACUCAUCCACCCACCUCCGCCCAAUACUUCUCGACCGUAUUUUGCUUUCUUCGCCGGCGGACUUCACGGUCCAAUCCGACCAUAUCUCCUCCAACACUGGAAAGGCCGAGACAAUGACAUGCAGGUCUAUGAAUACCUCCCAAAAAACAAAGACUAUUACUCUUACAUGCUCGAAUCAAAAUUUUGCCUAUGCCCAAGUGGGUAUGAAGUUGCCAGUCCAAGGAUUGUCGAGGCCAUAUACUCUGGAUGCGUGCCGGUUAUUUUGUCAGAUAACUAUGUUUUACCUUUCAGUGAUGUAUUACAGUGGGAGGCUUUCUCAGUACAGGUGGAAACAACGAAGAUUCCUAGAUUGAAAGAAAUUUUAUCAGCAAUUCCAGAAGAAAAAUAUCGGAAACUUCAAGAGGGUGUGAUAGUUGUGCGCCGACAUUUUAUGUUAAACCGACCUCCUAAGAGAUUUGAUGUGUUCCACAUGAUAUUACACUCAAUAUGGGUUAGGAGAAUUAAUGCAAGACCCAAUAGUAAUAGAUCUUAAUUCAUUUCACAUUACGUAGUACUAGUCAUAGAUUAUCCACAUGUAUUAGUUUUCUUCCAACUUACUUUUUUUAAAAGUUAAUAUUUUUGUUCGUCAAAUUUAUAUUUUAUAUAUGUGUAUGUCAUACGCAAAGGAGG
Gossypium arboreum is the source of this 1777-nucleotide messenger RNA. RefSeq names its product probable glycosyltransferase At5g25310. The transcript is spliced from 4 exons. NCBI's taxonomy places the organism in Eukaryota, Viridiplantae, Streptophyta, Magnoliopsida, Malvales, Malvaceae. The record is from RefSeq and is a predicted model, not a curated record. Gene Ontology annotation, molecular function: glycosyltransferase activity. Bases 186 to 1640 code for a protein of 484 amino acids.